Symbiodinium sp. CCMP2592 is the source of this 3249-nucleotide messenger RNA. The record is from the annotation of a GenBank genome assembly. NCBI's taxonomy places the organism in Eukaryota, Dinophyceae, Suessiales, Symbiodiniaceae.
AUGUCCUCGGCAGUGGGGAUCGUAUGCGACCUACUUGCCUCGUCCCGCCGAGAGGCCGCCGCCACUCCAACAGUGCGACGGCCAAUUGCAUCAGCUUGUCGCCAUGCGCCGGCGGAGCCAAUGCGGCCUGCCGCGCUGGAACAAGCCGCCUCCUCGUCGUCUUCCGUGCGAGCGAGGCCCGACGUUUUUGCAUCGGCCGACGAUGAUAGCAAAAAAAGACGCCGCCUCGACACCGCCCACUGCGCCUUCAGCAUUCCCAACAACGACGACGAUCCUGCAGCCGAGAACCCGCCACUGUUUUCAAAGCACACGCUCCGUGAAGAGCAGCUGCGGUCUUUGGGGUGGAUGCUGUCACAGGAGAAGCUGCAAGGCAGCCUGCGGGGCGGGCUCCUUGCGGACCGCAUGGGCUUCGGCAAAACCAGCAUCGCCAUCGGCCUGACCUCCCUGGAUGUUCGACCUUGCAGCGUACCAGCACGGAGGCUCCCAGCAAGAGAUGGCUACAUUCCUGCAAGCGGCACCCUCAUCAUGUGCCCAUCGCACCUCAUCGACCAAUGGGAGGAGGAGUUCUGGAAGUUCCUUGGAAGUGACGGUGUUGAGCUCUCCAAAGUUCAGAGCCCCCAGCGCAACCUCGAGGAGGUGAAGUUGCAGUUUCGUUCGGCCGACUUGCGGGAGGACUCCGGCUACCGGUUUGGCAUACGCCUCGCUGGAGAUGGUGAUCAGGGAGCAGCGAUAGCACACAUGACUGCUUCCACGGAGGAGAAGAUCAACGCGGCCUUGAGGGCACACGGCAAGGUGGCUCGGGCGCUGUGCGUUGGAGAUCGCAUCAAGAAGAUCCGUUGCACUCACACGGAGAAUGGACCAGGAAGGAAAGCACGAAGCUUAACACUCAGCGCGGCAGACAAAGUAAAGGAAUUUCUCCAUCCACAACGCCGGCCCAAGAAUACCCGUACUUUCAGUUACGCUGGUGUCAAGCACACUGCCGAGUCUGUCAUCGAUAUCACUUUCAAGCUGGAGUCCCGGGAAGAGCCGCGCACCAGAGUGACUCGUGGCAAGGGCCCACUGAAGGUGCUCAUCGUGCGAGAGAGCGCUGAGAUGAACCGUCUCCGGCAGCAAGACCUCCUUCAGUUCCAUGUUGUGCUGGCUUCCACCGGGAUCCAUUCGGACCAGCGUUAUGCCAAGUUUGUCACCGAGGCAGCCAUCAGCACAGGUCAGGCUUGUUCCGUAAUGGCCAAAAAGAUUACCGUGCUGCCAGUUUUCGUCAAGGAAAGGAGCAAGGAUGAUCGUUCUUUCCGGAUGCUUCUACACCAAAGCCCAGCGCUUUUCGAGUUGAAUUCCUGGCGCCGGGUGAUUUUGGAUGAGUUCCACGAAAGCGAAGCUUGGGAAUACAGAGUCCGCGAGAUGCUUCGGGGCCUGACUGCCGAGCACAAGUGGGGUUUGUCUGGAACGCCCCCGAUGGACAGCGCCCUCGUCGUCGUGCAAAUAGCCGCGCUGCUGGGGUUCGCCUGGGACCAAGUGGAAGGUGAGGAUCUGAUGUCGGAGGCCACAUAUCGGUUUGGCCAGAUGCACGAUGUCAGGAAUCGCAAUUGGUUUGCAGAAAAUAAAGCAGAGCUUGAAGCGGCGGCCAGGGAGUUUGUUGCCAAGUUCAUCCGGCAGAAUACGUCGGCCCUCGUGGAAAAGAUCGGCAUCAAGGAACACGCGCAGCUGGUGGAUCACUCGCACGAGGAGCGGCUGAUCUACCGCCAAGCCUGUCACGACCAGGGCAUCUUCGACCUGUCGGAUGGGUACACGCACAUCUCCUUAGAGGCUCGAAAAGAGUUGAUCAAGCGCUGCGCCCACUUUGACAUGGGAAAGGCCGAUUCUGCAGACUCGGCAGUGCAGCAGCUGGGCCAGAGCAAGAGGAGUUGGCUCUUACGGGUGGAGGCGCAGCUGCACCUCGAGCUCGCUCGAGCCAGCGCCUUCGGGUGCUGGACGCAGGAGCUCAAAGCUCAGCUGACAGCACGGCUUCAAUCGCUUCAUGCAGAGGUCAAGAGCGUGGUGGAGCCGCUCCUUGCCAUGACGGCGGGAGAGCUCCAGGCGAAGAUGGUCCGAGACGUCGACUCCUCCGGCAACCGGGCGCCAGAAGCCGCAGCUUUACAGAUGGCUUUGCGUCUUUCUGUGACCUCGAUGACAGUGGACGGUGAGCUGCGCCUUCGGCCCCUGGCGUGCCUCCAGCAGCCCGUGCCCGAGUCCGAGUACUUCGCGGACGACAGCCAGCGCCACUUGGUCGUGCACUCCGUCGCCCGCAAGGCACAGCACGGAGAGGCUGAUGACGCCUUGUGCGACCUGGCCACCUGUAAGUGCAACGAUGCGACUCCGAAGCAGCUGAGAACAGCCUUCGCCAAAGGCGUUCUGGAGCUUGUGAGCCUCUUGGACAAGGCCAAGCGCAGUUUGCAGUUCUAUGAGCAGCAGCUGGGGCAGCUGCAAAGCUCGGAGACGGCGGAGCGAGAGUGCUCCAUCUGCUUGGAGCCCAUCAGCGACCUGUCCACUGCAGCGAUCCUUCCCUGCUCGCAUGUAUUUCACAUGCACUGCGUCAGAGACGUCUUGGCGAGGAUCCCGAACUGCCCAGAGUGCCGAGCUCCUCUGCAGGCUUCGCAGAUCUCUUCCGUGGUGAUGGAGCUGAAGAAGCCUGAGCCGCAGCCUGUCCAAAGAGCCAUGAGCAGAGCCUGGAAGCGCCACGGGUCCAAGCUCAACGCAGUGGCCGCCAAGCUCAAGGAGAUCCGCCAGAGCGACCCCACUGCCAAGGCCCUCGUCUUCGUGCAGUGGGCUGAUCUGGAAGCCAAGGUGUGUCGGGCUUUGCAGGACCACGGCGUCAAAUUCCUGCACCUCUCCAACCUCCUGGUAAAUGUGCGCAAGCGCAAGCAGCUCGAACUGCAGGACGGCGAGGUGCUGCGACGCUUCCAGGAGGAGUCCGGCCCUGAUGCUCCCUUGGCUUUGGUGCUCUCGCUGCAGCGUGCGGCCUCCGGCACCAACCUGACGGCGGCCAGCCACGUCCUCUUCGUCCAUCCCAUGAAUGCCGAGAGCAUCGAGACUGCCACGGCCUACGAGCGGCAGGCGCUGGGCCGUGUCAGGAGGAUCGGCCAGUCGAAGGAGAGCAUCAGCGUCUGGCGCUUCAUCACCAAAGACACGGUUGAGGAGCACAUCUGCGAGCUCCACAAGAAGGCAGCGACUUCGUCCAGUGAUCCGGCAUCCGUGAACGGAAUCUCGAGUUGA